Messenger RNA from Hevea brasiliensis (rubber tree), 696 nucleotides. RefSeq lists its product as uncharacterized. NCBI's taxonomy places the organism in Eukaryota, Viridiplantae, Streptophyta, Magnoliopsida, Malpighiales, Euphorbiaceae. Bases 1 to 696 code for a protein of 231 amino acids. The transcript has 4 exons. The record is from RefSeq and is a predicted model, not a curated record.
AUGGAAGUGAGUACUUGUAAUGGGGUCUUUUGUCUAUCCGAUGAUGUUUAUGGCAAAUACACUGGUAGGGCUGCUUUAUGGAACCCUAGUGUUAGAAAGUUUAUUGCCAUUCCUGGUCCUAAUGUUACGUUUACCUCACAUGGACCCUAUAUACACUCACUUGGGUUUGGUUUUGAUUCCACUACUGAUGAUUUUAAGUUGGUGAGUGUAGUGUAUUUGCAAGAUAGUGAUUUUAACUUUUAUGAGAUUCCGCCUUUGGUUGAGAUUUACAGUUUGAGAAGUAGGUGUUGGAGAAUGGUUCAUAAUGAUCUGAGACAUGCCAUCCCCGAGUGCUCAACGUCUGCUUUUCUGAAAGGAGCUUUGUUUGAUGGAUCACUUCUGCUGGUUCAUUUUAUGAAAUUGAUUGGAGAAGAAGAGGAUUUUUCAGUUUGGAUGAUGAAAGAAUAUAGAAUACGAAAGUUAGUAGCUUGUAGGCUAAAUGGUAAGGUUCUAUUGGCAAAAGGAGGUCGAAAGCUAGUUUUCUAUGUUCCAAAGACAGAAGAAAUCUUUGAUGCAGAAAUUUUGGGCGAUGUACGCUUUGAUGCUUUUGUGGAUAGUCUUGUUUUACUCAGUGAAGCAAAUGAAUUUACAGAAGAGGAAGCUUCUGAGGGUGAUGACGCGAAUGGAGUUUCAAAGGAUCAUUAUUCUUUCUUCUGA